AUCACUGAUACAUCUGUGGUUUCCCCACCUUGACAAGUCAGAAUAUUUUCUGUGAACAAGACAAAAAAAAAAUAAUAAUAAAUCAACAUUUGCAGACUGGUUUACAGUCAGGGCCUAUUGGGACAUCUAAUGGAACUGAAGCAUCUUUUAUUCAAUGUGUACUUCCCUUAUUGUAAGCGAUUAUUUUAGCUUGGCUUAUAUUAUGUGUCAUCGUUUAGUCAAGCUUAAUUUUGCAUGCUAAGUACUUUGCUAAAAUAUGUUAUUACUGCCUUAAAGAGCACCUUUUAAUGGCAAACUCUCCUUUUAAAAUUAAAAAUAGGGACCUUUUUCUUUUUGCAGUGUCAUCUCUGCUGUUCAACAAUGAUUGAUUAAGCCCUCAACAUUCUUUUCAAAACUUCAUAACGCAAUAACUAUAUAACCAUUCUUGUUAGCUGAUUGGUUACCUUCCACUUUUAUGUCAAUAGAAGUCAACGCCCCCUUUUCAGAUGUUGUUAAAAGUCUUUGCGGAAACACAGGAAGGCAGCAGAAGUCGCAGUAGACAACACAAACUUUACCACAAACAUCGAUCAACUCAUCUGAUCACUAAAAUAUUACUGGAAUACACUGAGCACCAAACAUGAUGAUAGCAAAAGUUCCCUCCAAGCUGCAGUCGCAGCCGUCGUCUCCGCAGCCUCGAUGCUCGUCACCUUCUGUCCCCACCAGUAAGCUCAUCUCUCCCUCGCAGAAACACAGCAAGAAAGCUUUGAAACAGGCCUUGAAGCAGCAGCAGCAGAGAAACCAGCGCAGACAGGGGGGAAUGCCAACCGCCUCCAGCCCAAGACUGCUUCUGAAGACCAUCAAAGAUAUGGCUGAUAACAUUACAACAACGACUGCUCCUCUCCCUCUGUCCAAAACAGACUUAUGCCAUCAAAUUGUACCCAGGAAGGUUUCCCAGAGGUCUGGUCGUCUCAGUGCAGGGCAGAUAAAACGUACCAAGUGUAAAAUAGAUGUGGAGACUCCGGACUCUAUUUUGGUCAACACCAACCUGCGAGCAAUCAUCAAUAAGCACACCUUCUCCGUCUUGCCUCCAGACUGUCAACAGAGGCUGCUCAAACUUCUUCCUGAAGUUGACCGCCAGGCUUGCUUGGACGGCCUUCUGAAGGUCACUAGCUCUGCCUUAAACAAUGAGUUCUUCACAUCAGCAGCACAGUCCUGGAAAGAGAGACUAGCUGAAGGGGAAUUCACACCCGAGUUGCAGCUCAGAAUGCGGCAGGAAAUUGAGAAGGAAAAGAAAGUUGAGCACUGGAAGGAGGCCUUCUUCGAAAGCUAUUAUGGGGAAAAUUCGGGGCUCAGCUAUGAGGAAUCCAAAGAGCUGACAAAGGCUGAUCUGAAUCAGGAGUCUGCCAGGCCUCAUUCCCUCCCUCAUCAAACAGGGCCUGUCGCUCAAGCGCUGGAGGAAACCAAGUGCACCAAGGACAGCAGUCAGACUAAUGCUGCUGCUAAAGACAUGAAGCCAAGUCAGGCAUCAUCACAGGAGCCUCGGAAGCCACUGCAUGCUCACAAAGAGUCCGUCUCAACCCCAGAGCCCAUGAAGACUCGGCGCUCACAGUAUGCUGAGGAUCGUAGGCUGAACACCGCUGCACAAACACCUGCAGUGAGAGCACCAGAGGUUGGCAGACCGACUGAAUGGGGUGCGGCAUGUCCACUGCCUGAAAAGGAGCGUAAAGAGGACAUGAAAGAGGAGAAAACUGAACUCCCUCAGUCGCCCGUGAAGAAAAGCCCUCCACCAAAGGCUGGUCCAGAGUCAAAGGAGGAUCAGCCCCUGAGUGCAGUUAAACCUGCAGUGGAGAGCGAAGAGGUCAACGCUGAGCCCAGUGGCCCCUCAGAACCACUGAAGAGGAAAUCUCUCAGUGAGACAGAGGGUGAACUGACACCAGAGAAAAGACCCCGAAUGUCCUCAGUGUCGUCAGUGUCUUCAGUCUCCUCUGUAUCUCCGUCUCCAUCAUCCAUAUCCAGCCCUGCUACACCAAGUCCAUCAACAAAUCAGAGGGUUCCACCGCUAAAGAUCCCAGUGUCACGAAUUCUUCCCGUUCCCGUGUCACCAAGCCAGAGCUCACCAAGGACUCCCCUUCCUGCCCCACUCAGCAGCCCGGGCCGAACCGGUGCUCGCACUUUGGCUGACAUCAAAGCCAAAGCUCAGCUUGCCCGAGCACAGAGAGCAGCAGCAGCUGCAGUAUCAUCUGCAUCCAAGGGAGCGGUGCCAGGACCAGGACCAGGGGGAGGCAGUGGUGAGCAGACACAGCCCUCACCAAGCCCCAGCCCAACAUCCCCUCAGGCGUCAGCCAGAUUUGCAGCCACCAGCAGUAACAGCAGCCACAGCAGUACACCUUCUCCUCGCCCAGUGGACUGUUUUGGUCAGCUUAGCCCAAACCAAUGUCAAACUUCUUAUUUGAGCAAAAGUCAUUCUGCUGGUACAGGAUCCCAUAGUAUCCAAAAGAGCUCAAAUGCAGCACAGCCGUUAUCUGUGCAUGCUAUGAAGGAGCAGGAAAUCCCAUCAGCUGCUGGAUCAUCAGUCAGAACCAGCUCCUGCAUCCCUGCAAACAACCCGCUGGUCACUCAGCUUCUGCAGGGCAAAGAGGUUCCACUGGAGCAGAUCCUUCCAAAACCGCUGUCUAAGGUGGAGGUGAAGAUGUCAAACUUGCCCUCUGGUAGUAAAAGUAAGACACCACAUUCUGCCGAGCACAGGGCUGAUAAGCAGAUGUCCCAGCAGUUCAGUGCAGCGGGACGAGUUUUCUCAGAAUACACGAAACAUCACAGGGAACUUCCUGAUAAAGAAACACAGGAGCAGAUCCUACAGGCUCUCAUGCAGAGGAAAGUCCAACAGGGCCAGCCUUACCGAGGUCUGGGGCCUCAGCCCCCUCAGUACAAAAUGCAUCCACUGAUGCACACAGAAGAGCGUCUGGACCAGUCCAGGAUCUCUGUAGGCUUUUUGGGUAGAAAGAGGAUGCCUAGGCCGGCCAUGACGGGACAUUACCUGCUCAAUGUGUCCACGUAUGGAAGAGGACCAGAGAGCAAAAGACUGCACCUGUCCGUCAUCCCCAACACGUCUGUAUCCGGUUUAAAAAGGGAAAGCACAGAUGGAGACGAGGUGGCUAAGGAGGAAGAACCAGCCAGGAAAGUUUUCUCAUCUGUUUCUGGGGUGAAAAUGGAGCAGCAUGGAUGUUCGGUAACCAAGUCUGACGACGUAGCGAGCUUUCAGCGUUGCUCCAGCGUAAAGACUGAGCCUGGAUCAGAGGACAAUGCAGGUGGUAGUGAAAACAGCAGCAGCAUCAGUGCGACAGCCAAAGACACCAGCCCUUUCUCUCAGUCACACCGAAGGCACCUCGAACUCUGCAAUAGUAAUCAAGGAAACUCUGAGCCAUAUCUUACCCACGUGGACCCCAGUCACCAGCGGCCGACUGCCUUUCAAACCCAGAGAACACUCGAUAAUCAGGAACCUGUGGUAGCUUCAUGCUACGGCGGCACCAUCAGCAUGUCUGUACCUCACACUUUGAACCAUGGCACUGCAGGCAGCAGCUCUUCCACGUCCUCGUCAGAGGCCGAUGGCGGCGGCGUCCACGGGAGCGUCAUGUCUUUCUCAGUGACGGUCACCACCAUACCCGCUGGUCAUGCGUUAGACCACGGCAACCAGGGCGAACCUUCACCUGAACAGUCAUUCAUCGAAGGCUCCAAUAUGGAGGACGUCCAAUCUAAAUGCUACUGCCGACUAAAGGCCAUGAUCAUGUGCAAAGGGUGCGGAGCCUUUUGCCACGAUGACUGUAUUGGCCCCUCGAAACUGUGCGUCUCGUGUUUAGUGGUACGGUGAUAUGAAAUUAAUAAUAACUGCGGAAUCUCCUGGUUUGAUUUGCAUUUGAGGCACAAAGCAGCUCAUUUAGAAUCAAUACAGAAAGAGAUGAAGCGUUAGUUGUACUUCAGACAAAACAGCCAGCAUCUGGUCGCUGUUGGAAAGGCAAGGAUUUACACUGGAUGGUCUUGUUUUUCCAUCAACUUCUAAGAAAAGUUGUUUUGUGCAAUUUUGUGUAGUAGAAAAUGCCAAUCCGUUUUCAAUCAGAUCAGUAGUCUGUCAGAUGUGAGAGAAAUCUAAAAUCUGACAGUGUUUGCACUCAGCUAGAUUAGUGUGAUAUAUUUUUUUAAAUAUAUAUGUGCGUGUGUGUGUGUGUGUGUGUAGUUUUUAAAAAAGGAGGGAAAAUGAAUGUUGCUAUUUUUUUAGAACAUAAUGACUGUUGUUGUGCUUUAGACUGACACUUUUUAUUACUGGGCCUAAUCAGUUAUGGUUUAAAGGCAAAAAAAGGAUGCUGAUGAUAAUCAUUGGUUGUAGAGUACCUCCUAUUUGGCAUUUAUGCACACGUGGCAGGGAAGUGCAACUUACAGUAACUAUUUUAUAUAUUAAACUGUACAUUUAUUACUGAACACUCUCAGAUUUAAGAACUAGAAAGAACAUGUAUAGUUUUAGUAAGAAAAUAUAAAAUGAUUUUUGAAUGAUACUUUAUAAAAAUCAACUCAUGAGGAUUGCACAUCACAUCAUUUCUUUUUGACUUACAGUUAAGGGGGCGAAGCACUUGAAAACCACCUGGAUAUAAGGUAGUAACUGUGUACAGCACUUAAAUUCAAACAUAGGGAAAAGAAGAAUCAUUUAUAUAUAAAAUGCUUAUAUAUAAAUAUAAAUAUAUAUAUAUAUAUUCCUUUUGGCAACUGAGAUCUUUUCCAUUUCAUGUAAAGGUCUUACGCCACUUCCUACUGUGUAAACCCACAUUUUCUCCACAAAAAGCUGGUUUGUAGAUAAAGUCUCCCUCGAAGUGGGGUGUCUCAUGCUUGUAUUUCUGUAUAGGUAGAUCAGCAGUGGCAAACUUAAAAAAAAAAACAAACACUCAAGGCAAGGGGAGAAAAUGAAGACUUUUUUUUUGUUUGUUUUUUCACUGUAAAUACUUGCUCAUUCAUGGUAUUCGCCUAGAUGUAGAAAUAAUAUAAUUUUAUUCAUGCAGAACACCUUGCUUGAGCAUAUCCGGCUUUCAUUUGUGACAAAAUAAUUUUUACUGUGGAAAAAAAAUAGAGAAGAACAGUCAAUUAUGCUAGAACGCUAAAUGCCGUAUCGUAGAAUGAUUCAGCAUAGCGUGUGUCGGUUGUGCAAAAUUAUUUGGAGGUACAGUAGGUCACCGAUUAAUGGAUGAGUGCAGCACUUCACAUUAAAAUGGCUUUUUUUUCCUGGUAAUUGAGAGUUUUUCUGCAUAGUAUCAUGGUAUGAAUGAUUGUAAACCCAAAAUAAUAUUGUUGAUAUAAUGCACAAUAGUGUGGAUAUGUGAUACACAGCACACUUGUGGUGUAAAAACUGUUGUUACAACCUUUUGUAAUCACGUUCUGAUGAUGUAAACACAAUAGUAGUGCUUUCUUUACCACAGAUUAAAAUGUAAAAAAGGCCAGUGUGAAGUGUUACCUCAACUGGUUAUUCGAGUGUUUAUGCUGGUUACACAAAAAAAAAAAAAAAAAAAAAAGAUGCAUCAAUUAUAUUUUGGAGUCUCCUGGCAACACAAAAUAGGCCUGUUUUAUAGCAAUUGUUUCCAAGGUAAUAUGCCAAAGUCACCUUAAAGAAAACAAGAAUAAUCAGAAGUUGUUUUUAAUGUCUGACUAGUUAAUCAAAGUAAUAUAUUUUAAUUAAUAUAUUUUAAUAUAAAAGAUCUAUUUGCUAGUUGUUUUUGACAAAUCAACAGGGUAUUUACUAUAAUAAUAUAUUGGCUGUCCGUUUUUUUUUCCUAUAAUUUUGUUUAGACUGGACAGACCACCAUACAGAAUAACUUGACUUUGUAACUCAAAUUGCCCAGGUAUCUGAUAUUCUGUAUGGCCCAGGUUUUACAAUCCAUCCGUUGGUCUAUAUAUUUCCAUGAAAAUGUUGUAAUGUGUGUAUCCUUUUAGUUUGUCUGCAUUUGUGUCAUUACUUUAUAAAAAAAUGAAAAUGUACGUUCUUAAAACACCUUUUUUUUUUUUUUUUUUUUUUUUAAAGUUAGUGGAUUAAUCCGAGUCCAUUCUUAAAUGUGUUUCUUAUUAAAUUGGGUUUUGUGUCUUGUGGAAAUUAGGGUUAGCAUCUGGAAGGGUUCCCACAUAUUUAGCAUUGACACUUCACUAAAACUGGUUUACCAGUAUUUGAUUUUGUUAGCACAGAUUUAAUGUACCCCUCCGUGAAUAUUUAGGUUUUAUUUGGUUGAAUGUGAUGUUAGAAUGCUGUAUUUACUCAUGUAGAGGUGGGGACUGGAUUGCACUGCAAAAAGUAUAGCAAAACCAUUCAAUCACAACCCUAAAGGCAGCUGAAAUCUUUGUUAAUAAGGACUGAAACAUGAAUCGGGCAGCAGUCCCCACUAUUACUAAUGUAACUUGAUGUGCGUUUAGAAGAGCAGUUGGGGGGUGGGGAGGGGAGGGUUUGUGGGCAAUCACCACCGUUUUUAAAAAAUGUCAUGUUUGGCACUAGAUGAAUUUGUUUAUGUCUGUGUCCUUUUGUCUCCAUUUAAACUCUGGGUGAAUGUAAUAUAGUAAUCAGCACUUGUAAACAAAGUGUAUUUUAUCAAAAGUUAUAGACUAUUAUGAAUAAAGAAUGAAAAGGAAAAACUG
This is a messenger RNA of Amphiprion ocellaris (clown anemonefish), 6636 nucleotides long. It is a transcript of the gene asxl2, whose product is annotated as ASXL transcriptional regulator 2. The transcript is spliced from 9 exons. Gene Ontology annotation, biological process: positive regulation of transcription by RNA polymerase II; animal organ morphogenesis. Gene Ontology annotation, cellular component: PR-DUB complex. The record is from RefSeq and is a predicted model, not a curated record. Lineage: Eukaryota; Metazoa; Chordata; Actinopteri; Pomacentridae. Gene Ontology annotation, molecular function: DNA binding; chromatin binding; peroxisome proliferator activated receptor binding. The coding region runs from base 617 to 3844 and encodes 1075 amino acids.